UGUCCUCUUUUAAGGCUUCCUCUCACCUCCUCACACACGGCUCUCGUUUGGAUUCUCAAUUCCGCGCCACGCCCAUGGCUCCCAGCCGGAAAGGACUGCAACUCACCUCCGUCUCUGGCGGCCGUCGCGAGGACGUGAUAUCGAUGAGAGAAGAUUCCGGCGAUCUUGAGGAUGUAAGGCUUCUCGAUUCGUACGAAGAUGAGGAGGAAGUGUUGGGAAGAAAAGAGAAAGACGGCAAGGGCAUGAGGAAGAUUCAGCUUAGGGUUACGGGAAUGACGUGUUCGGCGUGCAGCAGUUCUAUUGAGUCAGCGGUUGGCGGCGUCCCGGGAGUUGCUCGGGUAAACGUCUCAUUAUUACAGAACAAAGCCCAUGUGGUGUUCGAUCCUAAUCUUGUGAUGGAUGAAGACAUAAAAAAUGCUAUUGAGGAUGCAGGUUUCGAAGCUGAGGUUCUUCCAGAUUCUGAAUCAGCUCAUUUAAAGUCACAAAAGAUUCUAACAGGGCAAUUUAGGAUAGGUGGUAUGACCUGUGCAGCAUGUGUUAAUUCUGUUGAAGGUAUUUUAAGAAAGAUUCCUGGUGUGAAAAGGGCAGUGGUAGCUCUAGCAACUUCAUCAGGGGAAGUUGAGUAUGAUCCAUCGGUCAUUAGCAAAGACGAUAUUGUUAGUGCAGUGGAAGAUGCUGGAUUUGAAGCUGCAUUUCUGCAAAGCAGUGAACAUGAUAAAUGCUGUUUUUCAAUUGCUGGAUUACAUACUGAAAGUGAUGUUCAUCUUUUGCAAGGAAUACUUGAAAACAUAGAAGGAGUGAGGCAAUUUGAGAUAAACAAUAAUAUGUCAGAGUUUGAAGUAAUUUUUGAUCCUGAAGCUAUUGGUUUGAGAUCAAUAGUUGAUGCAGUCGACAGUGGGAGCAGUGGUCAGCUCAAAGCUACUGCCAGGAACCCUUGCAAUGGAGCAGCGCCCAAUGAUACCAAAGAGGCAUCAAAAUUGCUUCGGCUUUUCAUCUCUAGCUUGAUCCUCAGUGUUCCUAUUUUUCUCAUCAGAGCAAUAUCUCCGUAUAUACCGUUUAUCAAUUCCUUUCUACUCAUGCACUGUGGACCUUUUGUAAUUAAAGAUAUACUGAAGUGGGCAUUGGCUUCUAUAAUCCAGUUUGUUAUUGGCAAAAGAUUCUAUAUUGCAGCAUACAGAGCAUUGCGACAUGGUUCGACGAAUAUGGAUGUAUUGAUUGUGCUGGGAACUUCAGCUUCUUACAUCUAUUCAGUUUGGGCUGUAUUAUAUGGUGUGAGCACAGGUUUCAGGUCCCCAACAUAUUUUGAGACAAGUGCAAUGAUAAUUACUUUUGUGUUAUUUGGGAAGUAUUUGGAAGUUGUUGCAAAGGGCAGGACAUCUGAUGCUAUCAAGAAACUUGUGGAACUUUCUCCAUCUACUGCUAUUUUAUUAGAGAAAGAUGCAGAAGGAAGAUAUACCACUGAGAGAGAAAUUGAUGCUCUUCUUGUACAACCAGGAGAUGUUUUAAAAGUAUUUCCUGGUUCAAAAGUUCCAUCGGAUGGUCUGGUAGUCUGGGGUACAAGCUACAUUGAUGAAAGUAUGGUCACCGGUGAAUCAAAGCCAAUAGCAAAGCAAGUUUCUUCUCCAGUUAUUGGGGGUACUAUGAAUUUACAUGGAGCUCUUCACAUAAAAGCUACUCGAGUGGGUUCUAAUACAGUUUUGAGCCAGAUUAUUUCUUUGGUUGAGACAGCCCAAUUGUCUAAAGCUCCUAUCCAGCAAUUUGCUGACUAUGUUGCAAGCAUUUUUGUGCCUACCGUCGUUGUUAUGUCUUGUCUGACAUUCUUUGGCUGGUUCAUCUGCGGUUACUUCGGAGCAUACCCAACAACAUGGCUUUUAGAAGGUAGCAACUGUUUUGUUUUCUCCCUCAUGUUCUCCAUAGCAGUUGUAGUGAUUGCAUGCCCAUGUGCGCUGGGCUUAGCAACCCCAACUGCUGUCAUGGUAGCAACAGGCGUUGGAGCUGCCCAUGGAGUUCUCAUAAAAGGAGGUGAUGCUUUAGAGAGAGCACAAAAUGUCCGCUAUGUGAUAUUUGAUAAAACUGGGACGCUUACGCAAGGAAAAGCAACUGUCACAACUGCUAAAACUUUCACAGGAAUGAAUCUUGGAGAUUUUCUCACUCUGGUUGCAUCUGCGGAGGCUAGCAGCGAACACCCUAUUGCAAGGGCCAUCAUUGAUUAUGCUCGUCAUUAUCAUUUCUUUGGUAAGUUUCCAACAGCCAAAGAUGCUAUGAUAAUGAAAAAAGAUGACUUUCUCUCUGAGUGGCUUCUUGAACCCUUUGACUUCUCUGCUUUGCCGGGGAGAGGGGUUCUUUGCCUGAUAAAUGGGAAGCAAAUUAUGGUUGGUAACAGAAGCUUGUUGACUGAAAAUGGGCUUCCCAUUCCCUGUGAAGCUGAAAAUUUUCUGGUAGAAUUAGAAUCAAAUGGCAAGACAGGCAUAUUGGUGGCUUAUGACAGGAUUUUCACUGGUGUCUUGGGGGUUGCAGAUCCUUUGAAAAGAGAGGCAGCAGUUGUUGUUGAAGGCCUAAAGAGGAUGGGUGUGAAGCCUGUGAUGGUAACUGGGGAUAAUUGGAGGACAGCACGGGCUGUUGCGAAGGAGGUUGGUAUAGAAGAUGUCAGAGCAGAGGUAAUGCCUGCUGGGAAAGCCGAUGUUGUUCGAUCAUUCCAAAAAGACGGUAGCGUGGUUGCCAUGGUCGGAGAUGGCAUCAACGACUCCCCUGCUCUUGCAGUGGCCGAUGUUGGGAUGGCGAUUGGCACCGGCACGGACAUCGCCAUUGAGGCUGCUGAUUAUGUUCUGAUGAGGAACAACUUAGAGGAUGUGAUCACCGCCAUUGAUCUGUCGAGGAAAACUUUUGCAAGAAUUAGGUGGAACUACUUUUUUGCCAUGGCUUAUAAUGUGAUUGCAAUCCCGGUUGCUGCUGGUGUUCUCUUCCCCUUCACAAGGCUGAGUAUGCCUCCAUGGUUGGCGGGGGCUUGCAUGGCAUUCUCUUCUGUAAGUGUUGUAUGUUCUUCUCUUCUUCUAAGAAGGUAUAGGAAGCCCAGGCUAACGACAAUACUUGAAAUAACUGUUGAGUAAAUUAUCUUUUUUUAACCGUUUCCUGUGAUUUUUGUUUUAAUCGCUAUAUUUGAUGAAGGAAUGUAAUCUAGUGUAGGUUCUAUUUC
This is a messenger RNA of Phalaenopsis equestris, 3193 nucleotides long. Its product is annotated as copper-transporting ATPase RAN1. The transcript is spliced from 9 exons. NCBI's taxonomy places the organism in Eukaryota, Viridiplantae, Streptophyta, Magnoliopsida, Asparagales, Orchidaceae. Gene Ontology annotation, molecular function: ATP binding; copper ion binding; ATPase-coupled monoatomic cation transmembrane transporter activity. The coding region runs from base 75 to 3107 and encodes 1010 amino acids. Gene Ontology annotation, biological process: monoatomic cation transport. Gene Ontology annotation, cellular component: membrane. The record is from RefSeq and is a predicted model, not a curated record.